AUGUAAGCACAGGUUCAAAUUUACAACUACUAAAGAAGUCAACAGAGUUUAAGUAAUGUAUCUGUAUGUGCCACAAGGAUAUACUACAAAUAGAAUAAAUGGAAUAGCUUUGGAAUGCCAUCAACAUAUUUGCCACAUUCACUAUUUGUAGGCAAACAUACAAGGAUAGGAUUUUGGUUUUAGUAAUAGACUAGCAUAGGUGAAGUAUUCAAAAACGCAAGUUGUAAAUGUCUAGAAAUAAGUAAAAAAUUUUAGAAAUUCAAUGAGCAAAUUUGGUUGUAUGCUAAUGUCAAUAAAUCAGUUUAAGAUGAAUAAGUUCAAGCAGAUAGUAAUGAGAUGCAGCUCUUUAAAUUUUUGCUGCAAUAAGUUUUAUACAAACGAUGA
Paramecium tetraurelia is the source of this 384-nucleotide messenger RNA. RefSeq lists its product as uncharacterized. The transcript has 2 exons. The record is from RefSeq and is a predicted model, not a curated record. Lineage: Eukaryota; Ciliophora; Oligohymenophorea; Peniculida; Parameciidae.